Molecule: messenger RNA, 2208 nt
Organism: Microthlaspi erraticum
Lineage: Eukaryota; Viridiplantae; Streptophyta; Magnoliopsida; Brassicales; Brassicaceae
Source: the annotation of a GenBank genome assembly
AUGGAAGUCUGCAAUUGCAUCGAGCCGCAAUGGCCGGCCGAUGAAUUGCUGAUGAAAUACCAAUACAUAUCCGAUUUCUUCAUCGCCAUCGCCUACUUCUCAAUCCCUCUCGAGCUAAUCUACUUCGUCAAGAAAUCCGCCGUCUUCCCCUACCGAUGGGUCCUCGUCCAGUUCGGCGCCUUCAUCGUCCUCUGCGGCGCGACGCACCUCAUCAACCUCUGGACAUUCACCACCCACUCCCGAACCGUCGCGCUCGUCAUGACCACCGCCAAAGUCCUAACCGCGGUGGUCUCCUGCGCCACGGCGCUGAUGCUCGUCCACAUCAUCCCGGACCUGCUCAGCGUCAAGACUCGCGAACUCUUCUUGAAAAACAAAGCCGCAGAGCUCGACCGAGAAAUGGGACUGAUCCGGACUCAGGAGGAGACCGGACGUCACGUGAGAAUGCUGACGCACGAGAUCCGAAGCACGCUCGAUCGCCACACGAUCUUGAAGACGACGCUGGUCGAGCUCGGGAGGACGUUGGCGUUGGAGGAGUGUGCGUUGUGGAUGCCGACUAGGACCGGUUUGGAGCUGCAGCUUUCGUAUACGCUUCGUCAGCAGCAUCCGGUUGAGUAUACGGUUCCGAUUCAGUUGCCGGUGAUUAGUCAAGUGUUUGGUACUAGUAGAGCUGUGAAGAUAUCUCCUAAUUCUCCUGUGGCUAGGUUGAGACCUGUCUCCGGGAAGUAUAUGCUUGGGGAGGUGGUUGCGGUUAGGGUUCCGCUUCUCCACCUUUCGAAUUUCCAGAUUAACGACUGGCCUGAGCUUUCGACGAAAAGAUACGCUUUGAUGGUUCUGAUGCUUCCUUCGGAUAGUGCUAGGCAAUGGCAUGUUCAUGAGUUGGAGCUCGUUGAAGUCGUCGCUGAUCAGGUGGCUGUGGCGCUCUCACAUGCUGCGAUCUUGGAAGAGUCGAUGCGAGCUAGGGACCUUCUCAUGGAGCAGAACGUGGCUCUUGAUCUCGCGAGACGGGAAGCGGAGACAGCGAUCCGUGCACGGAACGAUUUCUUGGCGGUUAUGAACCACGAGAUGCGGACGCCGAUGCACGCGAUCAUCGCGCUCUCUUCUUUACUCCAAGAAACGGAACUAACACCUGAACAGAGAUUGAUGGUGGAGACGAUACUUAAAAGCAGUAACCUUUUAGCGACUCUGAUGAACGAUGUCUUAGAUCUUUCAAGAUUAGAAGACGGAAGUCUUCAACUUGAUCUCGGAACAUUCAAUCUCCAUAGUUUAUUUAGAGAGGUUCUGAAUCUGAUAAAGCCUAUCGCCGUUGUAAAGAAACUACCCAUCACGUUGAAUCUUGCACCGGAUCUGCCGGAGUUUGUCGUUGGAGAUGAGAAACGGCUGAUGCAGAUAAUACUGAAUAUAGUUGGUAAUGCUGUGAAGUUCUCAAAGCAAGGUAGUAUAUCCGUAACAGCUCUUGUAUACAAGUCAGACACUCGAGCUCCUGACUUCUUUGUGGAACCAACUGGGAGUCAUUUCUACUUGAGAGUGAAGGUUAAAGACUUGGGAGCAGGAAUUAAUCCACAAGACAUUCCCAAGCUUUUCACUAAAUUUGCUCAAACACAAUCUUUAGCGACCAGAAGCUCAGGAGGUAGUGGGCUAGGUCUCGCCAUCUCCAAGAGGUUUGUGAAUCUGAUGGAGGGUAACAUUUGGAUUGAGAGCGACGGUCUUGGUAAAGGAUGCACCGCUAUCUUCGACGUUAAACUCGGGAUUUCGAACGAGUCGAAACAGUCGGGCGUACCGAAAGAUCCCGCUAAUAACCGGCAUGCGAAUUUCGAUGGGCUUAAGGUUCUUGUCAUGGAUGAAAAUGGGGUAAGUAGAAUGGUGACGAAGGGGCUUCUUGUACACAUUGGAUGCGAAGUGAGUACGGCGAGUACUAGCGAAGAGUGUCUACGAGCUGUGUCACAUGAGCACAAAGUGGUCUUCAUGGACGUAUGUAUGCCUGGGGUCGAGAACUACCAGAUCGCUCUCCGUAUACACGAGAAAUUCACGAAACAACGACACCAGAGACCGCUGCUCGUGGCACUCACCGGUAACACUGACAAAUCCACAAAGGACAAGUGCAUGAGCUUCGGUCUAGACGGCGUUUUGCUCAAACCUGUGUCUUUAGACAACAUGAGAAACGUUCUCUCUGAUCUUCUUGAACACAGGGUACUCUACGAAGCGAUGUAA